AGGUGUCAAACGGAAAUGGCUUUUAGGCCUGUUAUUAUGGCCUUUCAGGGGGUAUCACAAUCCAAACGUUGAUUUUGCAACUACUUUUCGAAUAAUGAACCUAUCAGAUAAUUUAUCAAACUUGCUUUAGAAAAUUUUUGAGUUUAUAGAUGUUUCAAAAUACAUUCCAAAAUUUGAAAAGAAAGAAAAAAAUAUAAUGUACAUUAAAGCAAUCAAAAGUUAUCAAAGUACCAAAGGGUAUUUAACAGUCGCGACUCAUUAGUCAUCUUGUAUUGUUAAUAGGCAUGUCCUUGCUCAAUGGAAAAGUUUAAAACGCUUGGUCCAAGCUGACUUUGCUUAGUGUGAGACCAAAUCAAACCUAGUCGACAUGGAUUCCUUUCUGCAAGUUCAGAAGAGCACCAUCGCCUUGCUGGGAUUCGAUCUGUUCAGUGAAAAUCGGGAGAUGUGGAAGCGACCCUAUCGAGCCAUCAACGUAUUCGGAAUAGCAGCUAUUUUUCCCUUCAUCCUGGCAGCUGUGCUCCACAAUUGGAAGCAUGUGAUGCUGCUGGCCGAUGCCAUGGUGGCUCUAUUGAUUACCAUUCUGGGACUCUUCAAGUUCAGCAUGAUUCUCUACUUGCGCAAGGAUUUCAAGCGACUGAUUGACAAGUUUCGCUUGCUGAUGAAAGAUGAGGCGGGCCAGGGUGCGGAAUAUGCAGAAAUCCUUGAUGCAGCUAACAAACAGGAUCAACGUAUGUGUACUCUGUUCAGGAUUUGUUUUUUUCUCGCCUGGUUGUUGAAUAGUGUUUUGCCUUUUGUGAGAAUGGGUCUUGGUUAUUGGCUAGCAGGACAUGCUGAACCAGAAUUGCCUUUUCCCUGUCUUUUUCCCUGGGACAUUCACAUCCUUCGGAAUUACGCAAUGAGCUUCACUUGGAGUGCCUUUGCUUCGACUGGUGUGGUUUUGCCUGCUGUCAGUUUGGAUACUAUUUUCUGCUCCUUCACCAGCAAUCUGUGUGCCUUCUUCAAGAUUGCCCAGUACAAGGUGGUUCGAUUUCGAGGCGGAAGUCUUAAGGAAUCCCAGGCCACUUUGAACAAGGUCUUCGCUUUAUAUCAAACAAGUUUGGAUAUGUGCAGCGAUCUGAAUCUGUGCUACCAACCCAUCAUUUGUGCCCAGUUCUUCAUUUCCUCACUGCAACUCUGCAUGUUGGGCUAUCUAUUUUCUAUAACCUUUGCCCAAACGGAGGGCGUGUACUACGCCUCUUUUAUAGCCACCAUUAUCAUUCAGGCCUACAUCUACUGUUAUUGCGGGGAGAAUCUGAAGACGGAGAGUGCCAGUUUCGAGUGGGCCAUCUACGACAGUCCUUGGCACGAAAGUUUGGGAGCUGGUGGAGCCUCCACUUCGAUCUGUCGAUCCCUGCUGAUCAGCAUGAUGCGAGCCCAUCGGGGAUUUCGCAUCACUGGGUACUUUUUCGAGGCCAACAUGGAGGCAUUCUCAUCGAUUGUCCGCACGGCCAUGUCCUACAUAACAAUGUUGAGAUCCUUCUCCUAAAAAGAUAAA
Messenger RNA from Drosophila ficusphila, 1534 nucleotides. It is a transcript of the gene Or47a, whose product is annotated as odorant receptor 47a. Lineage: Eukaryota; Metazoa; Arthropoda; Insecta; Diptera; Drosophilidae. The record is from RefSeq and is a predicted model, not a curated record. The transcript has 4 exons. Gene Ontology annotation, molecular function: odorant binding; olfactory receptor activity. The coding region runs from base 368 to 1525 and encodes 385 amino acids. Gene Ontology annotation, biological process: detection of chemical stimulus involved in sensory perception of smell; sensory perception of smell. Gene Ontology annotation, cellular component: plasma membrane.